This is a messenger RNA of Varroa destructor (honeybee mite), 1780 nucleotides long. RefSeq lists its product as uncharacterized. NCBI's taxonomy places the organism in Eukaryota, Metazoa, Arthropoda, Arachnida, Mesostigmata, Varroidae. The record is from RefSeq and is a predicted model, not a curated record.
CCAUGUUUCAAAUCGUCCUUGGUAAAGAAUCUAUGCAUAAAACUGUGUUUAGCAAACGUCGUUUGAGUUACAAUUACAGGCUUAUUAAAGCACUCUUCUUUUGUGACCGCCGUAUCUAGCAAAGCACGUGAACGCUUUGUCACGCCAUACAACCUGACGCUAAUCCUAAUCUCGAUUUACGCUCUCUACCAGUUCUCAAGAAUUCGUUUCGAUUAAUAGUAACCAUUCCUACUAGUAAGACGCUUACCAUUUUUUCCGCAAAAAAACAAUGUUUACAAAUAUUGUCAAAUGCACGCGUUGUGUGAUUUUGUCAACUGCCACUUGCUUCUAACUAAAAAAAUAGAGACAUAAAGAAGUUGCUGGCAUGAUAAACCCAGUUUGUGGUAUAGGGAAAUUAUCGAGUAUUAUAUUGUGUCCCAAGAAAUAACGGGUGCAUGCUACGACGUUCAGACAAAAACUGUUUUGAUGGGUACCGCCGUCCGGCUUUCGAGAUACUUAUAUUUUCGCAACAACUAAGCACUGUCCACAGGGUGGUCGCAACACCGGCCUGCUUUACGUUAUACGUGACGACUUGUUGAUCUGUGCAAAACGACCGGAAGACCCUUGACGUUUUGCUCUCUGAGAAUCACUUAAAAUGGAUUGUAUGAAAGUACCUUUGCGCUUCCAGGCCUAUCUAAAAAGAAUUGAGUACCAUGGUUCGACCCCUUGGGUUUACCCAGCAGAAAGCCAGCCUGCGCCAGGUCAGUCGAAUGUCCAAAGCAUCUCUGUGGAAACGGAAAACGGAGCAAGCACAACAAGAAGCCCAUAUCACAUGACCAGGACACCAAUACGUGAGAGAAUUAGCGGCGCCACAGACAGAAGCUCGUCGACAGCGCCCGGAACUAAAGAUCAAGGCAUCCAAGGAUUGAGGCAGACCUUGCUGGAAGAACUCCUCGAAGACUGUACCAACACGUUCAAGAACAACGCGAAACGUCAAGCCAACAUUGGAACCACACGACUCAAACCGUCAAUGGACGGUAACGAGGAUACCAUAUCACUGAGUCAACCUAAAAAAACUCCUAUAUGCACUAACAUAGGAAUCCUUGACGACCUAUCAAUCCGUCUGCCUGAUUACGGUAUGUUUGUCCCUUCGAUUGCUCUAUCUGCCUGCGUCGGCCUGUCAGGGGACGAGCUGUUGCAACAGGUGAUCAAAAGUGGGCUGAAAGUGCGUGGUGUAAGGCUUUUACAUAGUGGAGAGCCCGACUACAGACUAGUUAAACUGAGGCUAGUGCUACACGGAUUAAUCGUUCAUAAAAGCCAGGAAAAUAUAACUAUGGUGCCUGUGAGGUCGUGUACAAUGCUACUGUCGAUCGGCCAACAUUGCGAGCAGAGUAGCAGGUUUGAACAAAAAAUUGAUCAAAUCACCCGGCGUUAUCAGGAACGUAUUUCCACAAACGUUAUCGACAGAGUUAAUUGCUAAAAUUAGCUGAACUCGCAAAUCAUGCAACAGCAGCACUAUCCUUCACUGUUCAAGGACGACGAUUAUAGUUUCAUCAUAAAAGAGAAUAGGCGACAAAAUGACCUCUUUCUAUACUAAAAAUAACAGCUACCCGGAUGUCAUAUGAAACUUGGGCUGACUCCGGCAGUCGCUCUCUUUUAUCGUGCGGUGUACCUAAAAUAUGGACGAAUUAACAAUAACAUCUAGUCUGUAAAGAUGAAGAAUACAAUAGAUAAGACAGAAGAGCCACUCUAAAAGCUUCAGCUAGCUUUUUUGCUCCAGCUAGUGUAAUCAUCAUUUUCG